Messenger RNA from Suillus discolor, 2553 nucleotides. RefSeq lists its product as uncharacterized. Bases 1 to 2553 code for a protein of 850 amino acids. The transcript is spliced from 10 exons. The record is from RefSeq and is a predicted model, not a curated record. NCBI's taxonomy places the organism in Eukaryota, Fungi, Basidiomycota, Agaricomycetes, Boletales, Suillaceae.
AUGUCCAAACGUGCUGCAUCCAAUGACGAUGCACCCACUCCAAAGCGCAUCAAAAUUAAUGACGGGAAUCAGACAGCACCACUGGCGGAUAAGCGUGCAUGGGCAAUUUUAGAGCAGUUCCUUACGACGGACAUGAUGUAUGCUCAGAUGGAAGAAGCUCUUUCAUCGUACCUCGGCAAUCGAUAUUCUGCGGACAAUUGGAAGGAAUCCCGAGAUGCACUAUUUUCCAGUGAUGGUGAUGACAACCUCACUUUGAGAAAUCUUCAUGCUGUGAAGGCAAAGCACAUACACUCGGCGUCUGCUUCCAGUGAUUCUUCCGUGGCCGACGGACCGUCCAGUGCGCGCAUCCAAAGUUUGCGUAAACCAGCCAAAUUAAAAAAUCCCUACCUCGAUCUGGCCGCAGAGGAGGAGGAGGAGGAGGAGGAGGAGGACCACGACCAUAAUGGUCCCUCUGGGUCGUGGAAGGUUACAUCCUUGCCAGGAUCAUCAUCGGCCGCUAGUUCAACUGAGCUGCAGGGUGGGAGGAUGUAUCUUCUUCAUGUCCACCGAAGUGUUACAGAUUAUAUUGCUGCACACCUUCGCAAGAAACAUUUUAUCGUUAAGGUGUCAGCUUGGAUACCCGGUCAGCUUUACGUGGUUGCAGACAGCCCUAAAACAAUCGCAGACUUGCUUCCUUCCUCGCUCUACCUCGCCGUCAAGCAAUAUGUUUGUAUAUUGGAUGACAAACGUGAAGAGGUCGAGCGUUCUUACUGCAAGCUUCCCAGCCCGGCGUGGGUGAGGAUCAAGCAUGGCAAGUAUAAGGGCGACAUAGCCCAAGUCUUCGAUUCCAAUCUACUAAAUGAUUUCAUUGUGGUCUUGGUUCCACCACGGGAUUUCCCAUACUCCAUGCCUCCAAGAUCUCGAUCCCUACUUGACCGAUCCCAUCUUCCGAACGGGAACACAGUUUCCAACAUCACUCAUGGCAGAAAAAAUGUAGGAUGCGAAUACAAAGGAGAAAAGUAUUAUAUGGGCCUCCUACUUCACAGCUUCCACCGUGAUCACCUAGAACAUGUCGUCUGCCCCCAUGCUGACGACAUUCAGCUCCAUUUACAAUCCGGGUGGGAACAAUCAUUCCUCAAGAGAACUGUGCUUGCGUUUUCGAUGCAGUUCUUGCAUGUGGGUGACUGCACCAAGAUCGUUCAAGGAGAUCUCAGUUCAGAAAUCGGGAAGGACAUAGAGCGCGUGUUUCGGAUUGGUGACACGGUUCGAGUUGUAGCAGGCCCAUACUUGGGUGUGGAAGGCCACAUUAUUCAGAUGGUGGAAGUUUCAAAGUACUAUCUAGACCGCCGCCCUCUGAGCCACAUGUUGCAAGCACAACUACCAACGCAGCAACUCUUUAAGCCUCCCCCCGAUGUUGAAUCCAUCCAAAUGGGGGAUUAUAUAGAAGUGCUUAUUGGGGAGCACAUAGGGAAGUGUGGCAUCGUGCGUUGGCUGCCCAAAGGAGCAGACAGUCUGUGGUUCCAGGACGGAACAUUGAACAUUCCAGUUCCCAUUUCAUUUAUUCGGCGGACCCACCUCCCCCACCUCCAGACAUUGCAGUACACGAAAGACAGGGGUUACGAUGUUAAACCUGGAGAUGUUGUAAGAGUGGUUCGUGGGCCAGAGUAUCUGAUGAAAGGGGUCGUUCGAAGCGUCGACUUUCCAAAAGCUCGCUUGACCCUACUCUCUGACAUUGACCAUUCACUCGUUGACAUUCCCAUCUCAUUCGUGGCAAAAGUACGCGAUGCCAACUUUGAUUCUUUCAAAAAGGAAAUCGGUCAAGAGGUAUUUAUCAUUGGAGGCGACCGUAAGGGCUACCGAGCCACACUGUACAGUGUCACCUCCAAGACUUGCACCGUUGCCAUGCAUGGGCAGCAGCACAUCAAGAUCGAACUCAAGGAUGUUGCAACCAGCAUCACCCCCCCACCCGAAAAGGUUCCUUCAUCGGUUGCCAUCACAGGCACCGGCAUGUCGACAUCCAUGUGGACUGCCUGGACCUCCAGCCCUGAGGAUCAGGCUGGUAAUCCUUUGCCCGGUGUCAAUCCCAACUCUUUGACUACCAAAUCCAACCCCUGGACUGUCAACGCUGACGAUACACUAGAUAGCAUCGAUGCUCGAAUGGAGAAACUCAAAGAGGGCCCGCUAGCUUGGCUGACGAAGAAGGAAUUUUCUUCCAAGCUCAACACACAUCACAUGAUGUUAAAAGUCUCGCCCUCCUUCAUGGGAGGCAGGCUACACAACCGGUUUGUAUUGACAGCCUGUCCUGAUCCCUUCCUCGGUCUAAAUGGACCUGCUCCCGAUGGUUGUGUUGCAGUGUUUUGCUCAUCGAACAGUGCAGGCGCCGCGAUUCAGCACUAUCAUAUACCAGUCACAGAUCUGAGCCCAGCCCCUCCCCACAAAAAAAACCAACAGUGCCUUGUUCUGGAUGGGAGUCAUCGCGGUUCCAUUUGUAAUGUAGCUAAGUGUAACAUUAAGAAGAACACUGUGGAUAUUGUAAUCGCUCCUUCGACUUCUAUUAAUCUGUGUUUCGAUUAA